Molecule: messenger RNA, 1412 nt
Organism: Mus pahari (shrew mouse)
Lineage: Eukaryota; Metazoa; Chordata; Mammalia; Rodentia; Muridae
Gene: Tspan11
Product: tetraspanin 11
Exons: 8
Coding region: 282-1043 (253 amino acids)
Cellular component (GO): membrane
Source: RefSeq, a predicted model, not a curated record
ACAACUGCCAGGACCGAGUGCUCAGUGUGCUCUGCUUUGGGUGGAAAAAAAAAAAAAGCUCCAAACAAAGAGCAGCCCCGGUCCCUCCCGCCCUGGGCCUAUGGGCGCGUUCCCCAGUCUGAGUGAGAGGUGCGGCCAGCAACCACCGCGGGCCAGUGGGCAAGGAGCACAGGGUGGAGCGGGCGGCUGUGACCAGGACAGCCACAGUCACUGCUCCGGAUUCCCGGAUUCCCGAUCCCUCGCUGCAUCCAGCCUGGCGGUUUUGGCCGGGCCCAGCCUCCAUGGCGCACUGCAAGACAGAGCAGGAUGACUGGCUGCUGGCCCACCUGAAGUACCUGCUCUUCAUCUUCAACUUCUUCUUCUGGGUAGGUGGGGCAGCCGUCAUGGCUGUGGGCAUCUGGACACUGGUGGAGAAGAGCGGUUACCUCAGCAUCUUGGCCUCCAGCACGUUUGCUGCCUCUGCCUACAUCCUCAUUUUCGUUGGUGGUCUUGUCAUGACAACUGGCUUCCUGGGCUUUGGGGCCAUCAUCCGGGAACAGAAGAGCUGCCUCUCCACAUAUUUCUGCCUGUUGCUGGUCAUCUUCUUUGUGGAGCUGGUGGCAGGGGUCCUGGCGCAUGUGUACUACCAGAGGCUGAGUGACGAGCUGAAGUGGCACCUGAACAGCACCCUGACUGAGCACUACGGGCAGCCCAGGGCCACAGAGAUCACAGCCUCGGUGGACCGGCUGCAGCAGGACUUCAAAUGCUGUGGCAGUAACAGCUCAGCCGACUGGCAGCACAGUGUGUACAUCUCGUCUCAGGAAGCCCUGGGUCGCCAGGUGCCCGACAGCUGCUGCAAGACAGUGGUAGCCCUCUGUGGUCAGCGGCCCCACCCCUCCAACAUCUACAAGGUAGAGGGAGGCUGUAUGGUCAAGCUGGAACAGUUCGUGGCUGACCACCUGCUGCUCAUGGGAGCAGUGGGCAUUGGGAUAGCCUGCCUUCAGAUCUGUGGGAUGGUCCUCACCUGCUGCUUGCACCGAAGGCUCCAGCAACAAUUUUAUUAAAGGAAACCCAUGUACCCUGCUGACUGGCCCACCCAAGGGACCACAUCUCCACUUCCCGAACCAGUCAUCGCUGCGAAGUCAUUGCUGGGGCCGUGGACUCCUCCACCCUAUGCAGAGGCCACCAAAUGCCUGUGGUUGUGGUUCCUGUGCACUCCAGCUGGGCGGGGCCUCAGCUCACUCCUCCAUUCAUAAGUACUCAGUCACAGCCAGAAUCCUUGGCAAGGGAUGGUCCUGGCCAGAGGCAGCCAGCGCCCUUUGCCAGGCACUGGGAUGCUGUGGACUACAGGUGGCCAGAGCUCAUCUCCCUCUGAUCCACCUCAGUGCCUGAGUCUGGAAUAGAAGGCUGUCAGAUGGUCCCUCUGAGAGUCC